This is a messenger RNA of Stylophora pistillata, 2748 nucleotides long. RefSeq lists its product as uncharacterized. Gene Ontology annotation, molecular function: enzyme inhibitor activity. NCBI's taxonomy places the organism in Eukaryota, Metazoa, Cnidaria, Anthozoa, Scleractinia, Pocilloporidae. The record is from RefSeq and is a predicted model, not a curated record.
AUUUUCUCAAAGGACAAAAAAAAUUACUCUAAUUCUGAUGGACCUACAAAUAAGAAUCAUUAAUAAAACAUUUGAAUAUGCCACAUCAGCAUUUUUUACACUGCUUAUCCUAGUUCAUUCAAAGCUUUCUUGCAAUUACCACUUGAAAAAUAGCAAACAUACACCUGCCAGCAAGGUAUUUUAAUCCCAUAUAAAAACAGAAUUAUCAUUACAUGAAAAACAUGGCUAUCCAUUUUUGAAGCAAAUCAGUACCACUGGCAUCUUUCUCCAAGUGUACUGUUCAUUUAUCUAGUAAAAUAAAAAUAUCAAAGCUGUCACAGGGCAUAAUUUAGUUUAUACCCUCCUUUUAUUAAAUCUCAGAUCUACCACACAGCUGAUCAAGAAACCUCUGCUUGCAGGGGCAUGGAACCAAAUUAUCUCUAAAACUGAGCAAGAGAUGUACUUCAUUAUAUCCAUAAUGCAUAAAUAAUUAAGGGGCCAGAGGCAAACUUAGCCUAUGUCAAAUUUUAGGCUGUUUUCAUUUUCGCUCAGAUUUGCCUAACUUUUUGGAAUGUGAGUUACAGAUUGGUAGAGAAUCAUUCCUCUAGAUCUGACUUUUUUUUUUGGAUUUAAUCUUUCUUUUACCAAGGACAAAAAGAAGCCAUUUGUUUCUCCAACAGGUUUUGCAUUAAUCAUAUCUCAAUAGAGCCCCAAAAUGAGACCUAGGCUGGUUAUCCUUGCCCCUCAAAUUGUCCUAACCUUUUUUCAAGGGACAGUUGGGUUUGAGAGUCUGUCUUGGAUCUCUCAGCUGCAUUCUGAAUAAAGUACAGCUGUAAUAUCAACGAAAUAUUAUGUUAGUAUAUAUGAUAACGAUUAAUUUCAAACCACAUCAAUCAACACCCUUUGGAUGCAACUUUCACACAUUUCAGAAAAAGACACUUGCAAUGCUCUGCGAUGAUAGGUCUUAGGUUGAAUGAUCACUUGGUACUGUAGCUAAAGAGUUAAUUCUAAGAUCGUAACAAUAGCAACCGUCGUCAGGCCAGCCUAUUAAAGACAAUCUAUUAAAAUUAUGUUACGAUCGGUACGUUUGGAGCUCAUUCAAAUUAUGAAUUCAUUGUCAUCAAUCGUCAUCGAGAACUUGGCUGAUGGUAACUAUGAAUGUCAUCCGAGUAUAGAAUAAAGAAAUACUUUAAAAGUACAACUGAAAGGCUUCCAUUUCUUUUUAGAGGCCCACUUUAAGGAGUGGGUAAAUAUGACGAAAAUUUAGUAAAUUCGAAUUCACUUUUUCUAAUUCUACAAGCUUGCAUGGUCCUUUAUCCAACCCCAAUUCGCAAAAGUGGAUUUUGUUGUUACAUUACAAUCUCUAGUCAGUUGCAAUCGUUGUAUUUUACGUAAUUUCGCACGUUUAAGUGUAUCAGCUACUAGAGUGAUAAAAGCCGACUGAAAUAUGGGCAUAUUACUCGGUUUUGAUUUUUUGGUGGCGCCGGCUUCUGCAUCGUCUCCACUGUCAUCGUUACGGUCCUAACACAAAAAAAAUUCACAGGUGAUGUAUCGCGCAUUUAGAGAUUAAGAUGUUGGAUUCUGAGUUUCACUUAAACAACAACAAAAAAAAUACUACUUCCAGCACUGUCAAAAGAGAAACCCUGCUCUGCCAUGUUUGAAUCCGUGCAUUAGUUUGGGGCACUGGGCACUGUAUGUGAUAUGACACAUUAUGACACAUGCGUAGUCCAUGGUUAUUCUGUUUGGUUCUGUCUACACAUUUUGACCCAAAUAAUACCUCCUCACACAUGUAAGAAUCCUUUUGUGUUUCCACGUGAAGACGAGGCUAGUCGGUCCAGAACAAUGAACGCCAAGUUUGCAUUCGGUGUUAGAGCUCCUUUUAUUUUGACAAAACUAUAUUAGCAUAAAUUUGCAUGUUGGAAGUUUUAAUGUCAGGGAAACACCAGUCGACCUUGAGAUCAGAAAGUUUCGCAUACUUUCUCGGCAGAAGUACAGUUCUCUAUCGACAUUUUCAUCGUAUUUCAGUUUCUUGGACAAUUAAAAUUUUCAAGGUCAGUAGCAAACAGAAUGGCUCGUCACCGUUUACCGAGAACAUUUUUGCUUCCUCUGGUGUGCAUCACAACCCUCUUUCACUUUGAGCUGGUGAAGGCAGAUGUUCGUGUGCCCUGUGGCAUGGUGAAAGACUGGUUUCCUAGUGGUACAAAGCCUCAGAGUUCACAGCCCCCUUACAUGCUGAAUGUAACUGAUCCGGAUGGGAACAUGGAUGAACCAUAUUAUGCAUCCAGGCAGAAGCCAUACACAAUAUCGUUGAAUGGAACUCGCUCCGGUGAUAUUACACAGAAUUUCACGGGCUUUAUGCUUUAUGCCUACAAUGAGUUCGAUGACGAAGACAGUGGAGAUUUCUUGCCCCCGCUACCUGCCGGAGUGUCCAAGAGGGCUUGUCACUUCAAAGGCACAGCACAAUAUAUCGAGGUACUUGAAAACUCAACAAACAGCAUGCAGUGGAAUAGCAUUCAGAUCAAAUGGAAAUCGCCUGAGAAAAGCAUAUCUGGAAAAAUUACUUUUAGCGCCAGUGUGGUUAAGGAGGAUGGCGUUUUUUGGGAUGGACCUAGUGUGACCCUUAACCAUAUGUGCCCGAUGCCAAGUUGUAACCUUCCAAAAGGCUGCCCCAAUGGUCUCGCUAGAAAUAAGUAUGGAUGUAUUAAUUGUGAAUGUGCAGGUCAGUAUAGACCACGAGAAUGCCUGAUUACACUCAAGGUCUUAAAAUAA